Messenger RNA from Biomphalaria glabrata, 972 nucleotides. Its product is annotated as 5-demethoxyubiquinone hydroxylase, mitochondrial-like. Gene Ontology annotation, cellular component: mitochondrial inner membrane; nucleus. The transcript has 6 exons. Gene Ontology annotation, biological process: regulation of reactive oxygen species metabolic process; determination of adult lifespan; regulation of gene expression. Lineage: Eukaryota; Metazoa; Mollusca; Gastropoda; Planorbidae. Gene Ontology annotation, molecular function: 3-demethoxyubiquinol 3-hydroxylase activity. The record is from RefSeq and is a predicted model, not a curated record. The coding region runs from base 312 to 905 and encodes 197 amino acids.
UUUAACCCUUGCUGUCAUUCACAAUUAACUUUGACUAACUAGAUGAUCUAGAUUAAUCCUAUAAUUUACUAUAAUUAUUGAAUAAUUUAGUAAAUUUCAAUACUGACAUUAGAUUCAUUAGAUCUAUAUAUUUCUCUCUAGUCACUCUAGUCUAGAGUCUAGAGAUUAGUCUAGAUCUAGACUCUAGAUUAAAUAUUAGAUCUAUUUAUUAUUACCUCUACUCUAUAGACUAUAGAAUUAUAAUUAUAGGUCUAGAUCUAUCCUAGAUUCUUAUAUCUGAACACCGACUUUUGGAAACUAGUUAAAGAAGAAUGCUGCAACCUAGACUGAAGACUCUGUUUUUUGUAUGUCGAAAUGUGUCAACUACGUUAAAAGAUGCAAAAACCAUAGCAUUACUUGAUAAAGUAAUACGUGUAGAUCAUGCAGGUGAAUUUGGUGCUGACCGUAUUUAUGCUGGGCAAUAUGCUGUGCUGGGAAAAUCUGCAGUUGGACCAUUAAUCAAGGAAAUGUGGGAAGAAGAAAAGGAACACAGGGCAAAGUUUGAACAAUUAAUGGCAGAUAACAGAGUUCGUCCUACAGCAUUGCUGCCCUUAUGGAAUAUUGCUGGCUUUGCGUUAGGGGCUGCAACAGCUCUCAUGGGUAAGGAAGCUGCAAUGGCAUGCACAGUGGCUGUUGAAGAUGUUAUUGGCGACCACUACAACAGUCAGAUUCGAGAAAUAGUUGAAGAUGAUCCAGAAAAACAUAAGGAUCUUUUAGAGACUGUGAAAAAAUUUAGAGAUGAAGAACUUCAUCACCAUGAUAUUGGACUUGAACAUGAUGCCGAGAAAGCUCCGUUUUACAAUGUCCUUUCACAAGCUAUUAAAAUUGGAUGUAAAGGAGCAAUAUGGGUCUCAGAAAGAAUUUGAUCUAGCAGGACAUAAGUUUUGUUUUGAAUUAUAUUUGUAUAAAUAAACCUUAUUUGUAAACAGAUGA